This is a messenger RNA of Zingiber officinale, 2238 nucleotides long. Its product is annotated as APETALA2-like protein 1. Gene Ontology annotation, molecular function: DNA-binding transcription factor activity; DNA binding. The record is from RefSeq and is a predicted model, not a curated record. The coding region runs from base 559 to 1743 and encodes 394 amino acids. The transcript has 10 exons. Lineage: Eukaryota; Viridiplantae; Streptophyta; Magnoliopsida; Zingiberales; Zingiberaceae. Gene Ontology annotation, biological process: regulation of DNA-templated transcription.
GGAAGUCGACCGGGGUACUGGUUCCCCCAGUUACCUGACACCGUCUCUUACCUCUACAUAUUCUUGCGGAAAACGAACUGCGAAAGGGGUAGCCUUUGAUUUUGAGCUCGCCUUCUCUGAUCGCCGCCGGCGAUCUCUCCGCCGUAUUACCUUUAAGGCUGUUGCUGUUUUUUUUUUGCCUUUUUUUUUUCUUUACCUAUCUACGCUGCUGAACUACCGAUCUAGUGCCUUUGGUUUGGUGUCCGUUUUUGUUUGAUCUUUCGGCCGGGCAGUUUGGGGAAGGAAGGGUAGAGUGGGAAAGAGAGAUUGAGACUAGGGUUAAAGUUCUUGCAUUCCAGGAACGUUGGGAUUGGCUUGAGCUGUCAUUUUGAUCUUGAAAGUGAAUCAGAAGACAGAUGUUUAGGAAGAACGAUUCGGCCCUGUCUUGCUUUUAUCUGUUCCUUCUUUGGUUCUUCUUCCGCAAGUCGUGAAAUAGAUCCCGGAAGCUAAGCUGCUGCCGGGAGUUCUUGGAGAUAUCACGAAGAGUUCGGACGCGAUUGAUUCGGAGAGGGUCGAUCGAUGUUCGACCUAAACUUGGCGUCUUCUGACGACUCGGCUGCGAUGGAGGGAAAGAUCGUCGCCGUCGAUUACGGCGGAUCCGGUGAUUCCGGAAGUUCCAAUUCGUCCUUCCUCAGCGUCGAGGCCCCAGUCGAUCUGGCCGAUGGCGACUGCUGCUGUACUCUUCCCGCUCCGGCCUUCCAGUUCCUCAUCUUGAAGAGCUCCGCCUCUAAAAGUGUGGCGGGAGAUAGUGCAGAUGACGAUCGGGUAGUCCAGCCUGGAUUAUUCACCAUGCAGUUACUUCCGCCGGAGCCGGCGCCGGCGCUGGCGAUUUCGCAAACUUCACAGUUGACGGGUGUAGCGCCUCCUUUCUCGUGUUCCUCCGGCCCGCAGUCGAUCGAUUUCUCGUUCUCCAAACACGAGUCGCGGAUGGAUUUUAGGAUUUUCAAUCAGCAGCAGCAACCGCAAGUGAAGAAGAGUCGCCGUGGGCCACGGUCUCGGAGCUCUCAGUACCGUGGUGUUACGUUUUACCGCAGAACAGGGAGAUGGGAAUCGCACAUCUGGGACUGCGGCAAACAAGUAUAUUUAGGAGGCUUCGACACAGCUCACGCUGCUGCAAGGGCUUAUGAUCGCGCUGCAAUUAAGUUUCGAGGAGUUGGUGCUGAUAUCAACUUUAGCCUUUGUGAUUAUGAAGAGGAUCUAAAACAGAUGAUGGAUUUGUCAAAGGAAGAAUUUGUGCAUAUUCUUCGUCGCCAAAGCACUGGAUUUUCAAGGGGAAGUUCUAAAUAUAGAGGAGUGACCCUUCACAAGUGCGGCCGCUGGGAAGCUCGCAUGGGACAAUUCCUUGGCAAGAAGUAUAUAUAUCUUGGGCUAUUCGACAGCGAAAUAGAAGCUGCAAGGGCUUAUGACAUGGCUGCUAUAAAGUAUAAUGGGAAGGAAGCUGUUACCAAUUUUGAGCUAAGUAAUUACGAUACAGAACUACUUGGCACGGGUGACAGUGAAGGUCAUCUUGUGGAUCUGAACUUGAGUAUUGCCCAACCAGUUGUCCAACUUCCAAGGGGAAUUCCUAAUCCACUGGCUAGUCCUUCUGACGUUUCUAAUGCUGGCAAAACAAAUAUUGACCAUCUGCCUUGGCAAAUGAAAUCUAUCCCACCUAUCUCACCGGAUCCACCAGGGCAUUCUCUUUUAUGGGCUGCUCGUUUUUAAUUUCCUAUGAUCAAGACAACUGCAGGAUAGAGGGAGUGAAGAGCCUCAGACGAUUGGCCAUCUCCAAUUAUACUUUUUCCACUGCUCGUGCAGCAGCAUCAGGAUUUUCUCGAAUAUCUUUUCCCGUGAUGACUGCCCAUCCUCGCUUCACAUCACCUUCCACGACCAUCAACGCCAUUUCUGCCCUCUGAGCUUUGCUGCUACAAUAUCGAUAUCAGCAGGCUAAGAAAGAACACUGCAUGCGCAACAAGCAGUAACAAUUGACUUGUUUCUAUUUUCAUGGCGCUGCAUGCUUCUAUUAGUAGGCGACGCGAAGCGAAGCUCGGCAACAUUACUACCCUUUGGCAAUCUGUGUGAAUAUUGAAUAUAUAACUAAAUUGGUCGGUUUGAGAAUGGUGGAUGUUGGUGAGAUUGUUUGUUGCUGGUCUCGAGAUGGACGAUUGCUUGAGUGUGGUACAAUGCUUGAUUGAAAUGGGAUUGCUUGCUUAAAGAAAA